CAAAACAUAUCGGGCUUACUCUCGGUCAACACGAGUCAAAACACAGCUACAUACAUUUCACUCACUCUUCCAGUUCCUUCCUUCAGACUGCAGGGAGUGAUCGGGAAGUAUGAGGAGGAUACACGUAAUACCCCCAAAGAGGAUAGUCGAGCUCUACAGAUCCGACAAUUUUGAGGCCGAAUCAUUAACUUCGGUUAAUGACAGCCAAGCGAAGAUAGCAGCAGAUGGAUUAGUCAGCACUGAAAAUGUUAAUAGUCAUGAAGAUGGUCAUCUAACUGCCUCACCAAAAUUGCCCAGCCUCAUGGAUCGUUGUUCCAGAUCAAAGACUAAGGGUCUCUAUAAUCUAUCCCUUCAACUGUUGGACCAGGAUGUGUCCAGAGGAUAUGAGAGCGAUUGGUCAGAGGCAAAACCAAAGAACUGCGAUCAGGACAGAUACCAUCAUUUAGGGUUCAGCUUGGGCCAUAAGCAAAAGAGAACCUACAAUCGCCAAAACGAACAGCUAAGUAUGAAGAAGCCUGGCGAAAAACUUGAUGGAAUAUUCAAAAAAAGAAGCUUUUCCACACCUAAAAUGAAAACCUUGACAAGAAAUCCUAGAUACACGAAUAAGACCGAACAGGUAAAAGAAAAAAGUUUAGAGCAUGGUGGGGAAUCGUUCAGACCUUUUAAAUACAAACACCGUAAACUGACUCGUAAAAUUUCGAAUAGCAGUUCAGCGCUCUGCAAACAACCAGUAAUCACAGCCACGAAACAGCCAAAAAUCGAAGGAAUUUUUCCCAGAAGGGCAUAUAACAAUCAGCCCGAUGCAAAGCCAUUCAGAUACUCCGAAAACCCGAGGAAUACCUAUAGAACAUUCUUUAAAAGUCAAGAACCCAAAAAGAUUGCAGAACAUAGUUUAAACAAAAAAAACCAAAAGAACAUUCAUAAUGGGGUUGGUAUUAAGGAAGUUCUUAAAUCCUGGGCAUCAGAGCAGCUAGAUUUUAUAUUGCAUGUAAUUGACGAGAAUCACCUUUAUACCUUAAUUUUUCUACUGGCCACCUUAGUUUACUUGGCCUAUAUUUUGAUAUAUGAUGUUAGUGAAAAUUUGAACGAGCAGCGGCGAUAUUUGGCGAAAUUGGAAAGCGCGGGACUGGCGAUGAAAUGUUUCUAUUACCUGAUGCGCCUGCUGAGGGCCCCAAUAUUCUGAUGGGGCAGGAGAAAAUUGAAGUUUUAAUCAAACAUUUUGCAUUUCAAUAAUAAAACGGCUCGUUGUUAUUCA
Drosophila ficusphila is the source of this 1255-nucleotide messenger RNA. RefSeq lists its product as uncharacterized. The record is from RefSeq and is a predicted model, not a curated record. NCBI's taxonomy places the organism in Eukaryota, Metazoa, Arthropoda, Insecta, Diptera, Drosophilidae. The coding region runs from base 110 to 1183 and encodes 357 amino acids. The transcript has 6 exons.